UCUUUAGCUGACUUAACACAACCAGGCGUCUAACAGCUGCCUGGUUGCUAGACGACUCAGUCCGCAACACCUAAGUGAAAAUCAAAACCUCUGCUCGAGAAGACGACGACAUUCACAUUGAUUCUGUUGAAAAAUGGUUAACAGUCUAUCGCCACAUGAACGGAUUAUUCCCUGAGAUGGCUUGCAGCUUUCUUGUCGAAAAAUUCGACUUGUAGUAUAGCUAGCGUCUCUUUUGUUGUCCCAUGUUUUUACUACGAGGAUCAGGGGCAAGGCAAAGUAAGCCUCUUAUUUAUUUUUAUUUUUUACUGGAAAAAUGAGAGGAUUUCACAAGAAAAAAAGUAAAGUUUUACAGCUAUACGUAACGUUUGCUAACCCGCAAUGUUGAGCUCAGCAGCUAAGAUGUCUCGGCAGGCAAGUGAUGUUCAAACAGAUGAAGACUGUGAGGAGCUGGUUGAGGAUGGUUUCUCUCUUCCUGCUGAUAUUUCAGAACAGAGAUCAAGAGGAAAAAAGUCUUCUGGCAAGCCUCCUCCUUCCCCAAAGUCUCCAUACCUCUCCAGUCUGAAUGUUAACUCCCAGAGAGCAACAGUGGGAGCCUGGAGAUUGCCUAGAGCCUCCUUGGGAGACACCAGAGGGGACACUUGUGGUGAGACGUGCUCAGCUCGUCUCACAUCCCUCAGCAACGGCCAUGAUGUAUCUCAGAUGCUGAGAUCAGAGUGUGAUGGCAGUCCACCGUUUCUCAAACAGACCUUGAGCACAAGGAGAAACAAACACCUCCGCUUUGCAUCCAAUGGUUUUACUUUGAGUGCAGGUGACUACAGAGAAAAGGAGGAUAUGUAUGAUGAGAUCAUACGCCUCAAGAAGAGUCUCCAGGCUCAGAAGUCGGACAACCAGCAAAUGAAAGCAAAGCUACGGCGCCUGGAGGAAGAUAAUGCUAAAAGAGAGAAACAGAUUGAAGAACUACUGGACCCCACAAAGGGAUCUGAAUAUACUCGCAGUUUGGUGGAUAAGAAAAAAGAGGGGAGUGUGUUUACCAAUGGGCUGAAACAGAGGAUCCUGAAACUGGAGCAGCAGUGUAGAGAGAAAGAAAACGCCUUAAGUAAACUCCAAAGUGAACUGAGGACCACUAACUUGGAGGAGCUAAAGAUCACAGUAGAAACAUAUUUUGAAGAGAUCCAGAGACUGAGGAUACUUCUAGGAGCUGCAGAGAAAAGUAGUCGAGCAGAGAGUAAAUGUUCUCAGAGGCAGCAGAAAGCUUUAAGCUCAGCAGUUCAUCGCCUGUCUGAGAACCUGAAGCAGCUUGAACAGGAGAAUGCAGCCCUCAGAGAAGAGCUCAACACUGACAGUCCUGCUGGUGGAAUUAAAGGUUACAGAGAGUGGAGUAAACAGAGACUGUUAAGAAGGCUGUUAGAGGUGGAAAAGAGGCUGGAGGACAGGAAAAGACACACCCAUUCAGCAAAGAGCAGCAGCAGAUUGGAUCAGGAGGCCCAGGCCACUCUUCCAGAGAUUCUGGGAAUUACCAUGGCAACAAAGGCAGUGGUGUCUGUGGGAACGAUCACUGAGGAAAGGCAAGAGGUUUCUGAUCUGAGGGAAUGUCUCUGCCAAUUGGAAAAAGAGAGGGUGGAGCUUCUGGAGACUUUGGCAAGAAAAGAUGAUGAAUUGAGACAGCUCAGGGCUGAAAAAGAAGAACUGGAGAAAGAGACAGAACGAUGGAAAGAGGAACAAAAAAAAUAUUUUGACAAAAAGCAAGAGCUACAUAGACAGGAGUUAGAGCAGUCGUGGGCGAGGAUUCGAACUCUGGAGGAGGACAGAAGCAAACUUGCACAGACUGAGCUCCCCUCUCCUACAAUGGCAGAGAGUUAUGAGAAUGCUCAGCACAGGGCAGGUCAGGAGGAGGGAGAGAAAAAGGACACUGGAUGUAAAGAGAAAGGGAUGGAUGGAGAAGAAGAAUCUCAGAUUGAUGCAGAGAUGAAAGAAAGAGAAAAAGCAGCUUUGAUCAUUCAGACAAACUGGAGGUGGCACAGACAGAGGGACAUUGUGGCGUUGCAGUCUAUGUUAAGAGGCCAUCUCUUCAGAGAAUCACAGCUCAUUGACCUGAUGAAAGAUGCAAAGAAUAAGGCUGUGGACUCAUUUAACUGCAGUGAUGUAGCCGACUCUGUCAGUGGAGAGCUGGAUACGGUUGCCUUGACGAUGAUACAGUCUGCAUUCAGGGGACAUCUGGGUCGUUGUAGUCUUGAAAUAAGGAGCUCAGGGUUUGCUGUGCCUUCUCCAGUGGAAAACAAUCCACCCACUCCGGUACCACGAGGAACGGGCUUGACACACAGUCCCACCAGAACAUCCCAGACAGAAAUCCCUUCUACACCAGAGUUUGAUGGAGAUGCUGCUGCUGCUGAUUCUGACGAUUCUGACGACAUCAUCGUGUCUCCGUCACGUCCACUGAGAAGCAGAGAAGUCUUAAUGUUAUAGAUGCUGUGGUUUGUGUGUUAAUGUGUAAAAGCAUAUCUAUGGAGAUUUUUACUCAAAGCUUGUAUAUCACAGGCUUGCACAUAUUUUACCUACCAAAUCAUGUUUUUUAAGUUAUGAAUGUCUCCCCCUCACUAAUAACCACAACCAUUUUAAAAGUUGAAACAAAAUGCAAUUUUGUCCAGGUGUCGAUGUAAGGCUGUACUUUUAUAAAUGCAGGACAGGGCAGUCAUGUAAAAAUUAAACAGCCUGAGUUAAUUUAAACUUUUAUUCCUUUGCCAAAUAUCACUUAUUAAUUGGGGUCAACUUUUCUCUUGGUUGUUUUCUGUGCCGAAGUGCCUACUACCUAGGGAUUCACAUUAAACUUGGUGUAGUAAAUUCUGCUAACCUCACAGGCCAAAGGGUGCAGCCGUGCUCUAAGUUCCUCUGACCAUAUUUCAAUAUCCGUCAUUUGAAACCUGUAAGUGUGAGCUCACUAAUCUAUGCUUAAUAAAUUAUGGCUGAUUUCUAAGGUGUGAAUGGGAGCCAAUACUCAACUGAUGCACUAUUGAGCCAAACUGUGAAUAAAUUAUAGAUCACUCUGCUGCAUCACUGACCAGUCAGUACAGUGUAGGAUACAUAGGGAAUAUUCUUAAUGUCAAAAAUAUGUGUGCUUUAAAGUAGACAGAUCAUUUGUAGAAGUGUUAAGAAAACAAUGACUGGUUUUCUCAACAUGUGUAACUUGUGUUUUAUAAGGCACUCAAUAAAAUUCAGUUUUUUAAGUAAAA
This is a messenger RNA of Melanotaenia boesemani (Boeseman's rainbowfish), 3227 nucleotides long. It is a transcript of the gene iqce, whose product is annotated as IQ motif containing E. Gene Ontology annotation, molecular function: protein binding. The coding region runs from base 379 to 2463 and encodes 694 amino acids. The record is from RefSeq and is a predicted model, not a curated record. The transcript has 20 exons. NCBI's taxonomy places the organism in Eukaryota, Metazoa, Chordata, Actinopteri, Atheriniformes, Melanotaeniidae.